This is a messenger RNA of Symbiodinium sp. CCMP2592, 4074 nucleotides long. The record is from the annotation of a GenBank genome assembly. NCBI's taxonomy places the organism in Eukaryota, Dinophyceae, Suessiales, Symbiodiniaceae.
AUGCCUCGUGAUGCCGGCCCCCGCAAGCCCACCCUCAAGCAGCUGGCGAAGCAGAAAGCGAAGGACAUCAAGACCCGGGAGCGCAACGAGGCGACGUUCGCAUCCGCCGUUCAGCACUCCAAAAGCACCAUACUCGACGUGGACAUGCGGUUCAUUCAAGACACGCUGACCCAGAACCCGACUUGGAUUUCUCCACUCGCUGGUCUGAUCCGCUCGGGCUCGUUGAAUGGUCUUCUGAAGGACGUUGCCAAGAAGGAGGAGACCGGUGGACUGAGAUGGAAGGGCAAGUGCACCAAAUGGGGCAGUUUGCCGCUUGAGAUGGCGAGCUUAAUGCUCAAGCAUUGCGGUGUGGAGCUCGCGGAGGACGUACAGAAGGACGAACCCGUCGUACGGACCCUCUUCGAGAUCCAGUUCUGGGCAGCCAAGUCGGCGUCCUUGCCAUCUCGUGCGGACAUUCGCUAUCAGUCCACGUUGGUCAAGUUAGCGAGGGCCCGCAUGGAGGACGUUGGUCGCAACUACAUAGCUGCGGUGAACUCGGCGGAGGCUAUCAGUGUUGACCGGGACAGGUACAACAUCUGGUCACUUGAGAACAACACGUUGUACUGCCACGUCUUUGCCACACAAGAUGGACACCCUCGCCGUUCCCGCUCGGAGUUCGUACCCAACGAGUCGUACCUCAGCCACGAGCUUCCUACUCUCCCGGACAACAAGACGUGGCAAUUGGACGACCCUUUUGCGGUGGACUGUGUCAUUUCAGAUGGACAGCAUAACUCGUUGUUCAGUUUUGAAUGCGCGAGUUUCUUUCCUACUUUGCCGGACAUGAAGGCCAAGUGGACCUUCGACUUGUCGUCGGACGCAGACACCACGGACGCUCUGAAAAAAGAGAUCGAGUCGCACUUUCUCCAGAGUUCGUUCUCCCUCCUCAAGCAGCAGGAGCACGCUGCAAACGCCGAGAAGAAGGGCACCAAACGAAAGGCAUCCUCGCAGCAGAUGCAGGACGACAUGGAGGACGACAACGAGCAAGCGGACAAUGAGGAGCACACGGGUGACCAGAUGGAAGAGGUAGCAGCUGGACGAAGCACACGUUGUACAGAGUUUGCCACGUCGAGCUUUGCAACGAUUGUUCUUUUGCAUCAAUGGCACCAGGGUAUGCGCAAAGAUGCCAAAUGGAAGAAGCCGGCAGAGGAGGUAUCCAAGCUGGCCGGGGAGUUGCUUCAAGGCCUCGCUUCCUUGUUCCUGCAGACCCCGCAGGACUUCUCAUUCACGUGGGACGGAAACACUCUGGUGCUGCCGUUCAAAGGAGGUUCGCUGGACGUGGACGAGGUUGUACUGCAAAACAGUUUACUUGCUAAAGUACUACACCGCGAUCGUUCCCGAUUCAUGGACGUGCUGCAGGAUGUGAAUGUGGACUGCACCCGUCGGACAAUUGGAGACACUCGCAAGUCAUCUAGUUUGAGGACGAAGUACUACUUGUUGGCGGCUUUGGCACGUGCCAUGGAUUCGUCGGACGACACGCAUUCCUGCUGGACAUCUUUGAAUGUGAAGCAAGUGAUGCAGCUUAGGAGCACCUCCGGAUAUCGUCGGUCGUCCACGAGUUUUCGACAAGAGGUUGCGAGUUCAUCGAAUGCCACACGCAGGACACUUACCUCCACAUUGCAAGGACAUGCGUUCACCGUGCAGGACAGCAGCGAACAGCAGGACGAACAAAAGAUCAAGAAGCACGCUUCUAUGGACGCACACAGGCUAGCACGCAUGGAGCGAUACGCCUAUGUCACGCAGGGCAAGUCAGAUUUCCUCUCGACGGACAUUUUGUGCGUGGUGGUCCAGAAAUCGUCCGUCUUGUCGGCUGAGCAGUGGAAAGCUAUGUGGAACAAGGCUUCCAAGAAGUUCCUCGGGAUCGAGAAACCCGUUGGACCUGGUCAUGCGGAGGACCGGCUGGCCACACUGUCUUGGAUGCAGGACAUAAACCACGGCUUGCGACCCAUUGGCUGGACUUUUGGCUGCUGCCAGAGCACGCCGGCCGGCCCCGCGGAGGACGACACGAAGGCUAAACGUGCACCGAUCAUGAUUUUGUGCACCGACCAAGAAGCAACACAGCUGGCGGCUGUCUCCUUCUUGAGGAACAAAAAGAGCCUCUGGAUCGAACACGUCUCGGACCCCGCCCACAGGUCGCACAACGACGUGGCUUUGGCCUUGUCGGCCGCUGGACUCCUGAAGUUCUGCACGUGCAUCUCGCUGUACAACAUCAGGUAUGGACCCUGGCAGAAGGGCUCGUGGGCGUUGAAGAUCCAGCAAGCCGCAAAUCGCAUGAAGGACAACAUGGACCCCUCGGACCCGAUAUUGCUCCUUUUCUUCCCGGACAUUCUGCUGGACGCCGGCCUCUCCCCCCUGGACGACAACACGGAGGAGAAACGCAGGUCGUUUUUGCAGACAUUACCCGACAUGGACUGCAUCCGCAUCAAGGGCACGAAGGCCAGCAAGAGUCGGUUCAAUUCCCUGACGACGGCCCACAGCGCGCUGGACAAAGAGUGGUCGGUCUUGGCUUUAGUUCUCACGGUGGUCUGCUUGGAGCACAACUGGGCAGUUUCCACUAAGGACCUCUUCUCGCAGGACAGCAACCAGGCCCGUGCCUCGGUUCCAUAUGGUGGAAGCAAGUCUUCUGCCAUACAGGAGGCCAAGCAAGGCAUGGACCAGGAGCGGAAGGGCAGCGCGAACAGUCUACACUUAAUGACGAAGUUCGUGAUCUCGCAGGACAACAAGACGACAGCCAGGAUGAUGUUCCAGGUCUUGCAACCCGAAGAGCUUCGUUGUUCGCUCAUGCUCAAGCAGCUGCGUUCCAAAGGCAUGACGAAGGACUACUACUCUGGCUGGGCACACUGGUCUUGGAUGAGCACUGCAAAGGACCACGUCAGGACUUUGUCGAAUUUGGAAGGUUUAUCUCGUGUCGGCCUCGACCUGACACUGGCACGCGCACAACCCCCGGAGGAGACAGAGCUUGUCUGGCAGGACUCGCUCGCAGGCCAAAUGACGCAGUUGACACUACAGAUCCUGCGGCUGCGGGCCGGGGCACAGCUGUACCAUACUGGAGGUUUCGGUGCGACCGCAGGACUAGUCCAUGCUGAAGAGCAGUUCCGUCGGGCAAGCUUGGAUUUUUUCAAAGAGAUGCAGUCUUGUAUCCAGGACACGCACAGUGGUGGUUCUCGUAUGGAAAAAAAAUUGCUCGAAGGUCAUUUCUCCCAAGGGCCGAUUAGUCGGUACAUCCUCGCCGAUCUUUGCACUACCCGGUUUCAGAGCCUUACGGAGGACGUUGCACACGUAUUGACCAGCAUUUGGUCGGGCCUCUUGAACACGAAGAUCAUCGAAGACUGUAAUAAAGUCCAGCGCGAGGCCGAGCAACGACAUUCGUCUUCGAAGGACUUGGGUCGUUUGGACGGAUGGAAGGCUGUGACCCAACAGGCCGUGGUCAAGAUGUACGAGAGGGUGGAGGCACUGUCAACGGAGCUCUACCACACGCCGGCAGCGUUUGACGUGGCCAAACUUUUCUGCAAAGACACCGAGAAGAAGAAGAUUCAAGCAGUUCGUCGUCGUUCCGAUUCGUCGGUCAGCACGCAGGUCAGUGCCUCGGAGGUGCAGGAAGCACAGCUUCUUGCAGACGUGACGAAGACGAGGGACUGGGUCUCCCACAACCACGCCGAGGAACAGGAGGUUUUGGCUGCCUUCAGUUUACUGAUGAAGGCGUGGAGGGCCAAGCGAUGGUCGCUUUGUGAAGAAGGUUGGUGCUCUGGACUUUUGCCCGAAGGACAUGUUGUACUGGCAGGUGCAGACCCGUUGUUCAUCGUUCGGACAUACCGUUUGGCUGCACUCGCAUGGCCCGGCAAGAUCGUUAAGGACAAGGACCAUGAGUUUUUCGAAUUCAACAUGGGCGUUCGGUCUCUCUUUUGGAUGCACAGCACAUCUUUGGACUUGGAAGUGUUGCGGCUGCGAGUUGUUUCACCUCUGCGUGCCUCGGCUGCAGUACAGUUGAACAUUGUCAGCCCGACACGGACAUUCUCUACAUAUAUAUUCGUCCUAUAA